AUGAAGUUGGUAAUCCUGAUAUCUGUAAUAUUUAAACUAACCAGUGUCUUUGGAUACCAUGACCCGGAUCUCAACUACCACUUAAAUCAAGUUCAAAAUAGCCAUAACUGUAAUAAUGGAUACACAUACCCAGCCCCGGCUGUUCAGCUGACGACCACUGGAGUGAAGUUUGCAGCGCCUGCCGCUCUCUCAUAUCAGCCGGCUGCGGCCCCUGCACCGGUUUAUCAGUACUCCAGUAAUGGCUUUUCUGGAGGAACAGCCUAUCAAGCCCAAGCAGCCAAUCUGGCAUACACUGCCCAACCUGUUACCAACUACCAAUCUUCACUUAUAUCCCAGGCUCCUCAGACAUACACGUCUAAUGAAGUACAUGGAUAUGCAACUUCCGCCGGUCUGUCAGCUGUAGCUUCAUCAGGAAGGACGGUCACACCUCUUGCGACAUAUGCCCAAGCUCCUAUUAUAGCCAAAGUGACGGCAGCUCCACUAAUCGCAAAGUUUGCCAUCGCUCCCGCCAAAACAACGUAUGUGACUCAAAACCAAUUAAGUCAACAAGCUUCAUACGCUACUGGAUCUUUAGCGAAGGCUUCAUUGAAUUCUAACAAUGUUGUGCAAUCAGGCGGUCCAGUUGUCUCUCAAGUAUAUGCAGCUCCUUCGUCAGGAUACGCAGUAUCUCCCGCUCUUCGAGUGCAACAACAAGCUCAAGUGAUUCAAUAUGCCCAUGCUCCGGCACCCACCCAAUAUGCACAAGUUGUUCCAGUGACUCAGUAUGCCCAAGCAGGGUCUGCAGUAGCUCAAUACGCAAGCUCAUCUGUAUCACAAAGUGGUCAAUCAGCUACACAAUAUGUAACGCAGCAUUCCGCCCCGGUUGCUGCUCAAUACGCGGCACCCGCAUUGCAGUAUGCUGCCCCCGUAGUGACUCAAUAUUCUGCUUCUCCAGUAGCUCAGUAUACGACAAACAAAGUGGCAUCUGUUGCUCAAUACGCAGCACCUGUAACAGCCCAGUAUUCUCCUGUGGUAGCUCAGUAUUCAGCACCCACGGUUGCUCAAUAUCACGCGCCUGCUGUGACUCAGUACUCCGCACAGAAGGAGGUGGCAUCAACCCAAUAUGCUGCACCAGCAGUGGCUCAGGUAGCUUCAGUCGUCCCAGCACAGGCGACCGUGAAAAAUGUGCACACGGAAUUUUUGGAGAACUAUGACGCCCACCCUCGGUACGCUUAUGAGUAUGCAGUCAAUGACCCACACACCGGUGAUAUCAAGCAGCAAAAGGAGGAAAGAGAUGGAGAAGUGGUCAAAGGUCAGUAUUCUCUUGUUGAACCGGACGGCUCCGUGCGGACGGUGAACUACGUGGCUGACUGGGAGACCGGUUUUCACGCAGACGUACGCAACAGCAAAGACAAUCAACAUUAG
Molecule: messenger RNA, 1404 nt
Organism: Amyelois transitella
Lineage: Eukaryota; Metazoa; Arthropoda; Insecta; Lepidoptera; Pyralidae
Gene: CPR79
Product: paternally-expressed gene 3 protein-like
Exons: 4
Coding region: 1-1404 (467 amino acids)
Cellular component (GO): extracellular matrix
Source: RefSeq, a predicted model, not a curated record